This is a messenger RNA of Hevea brasiliensis (rubber tree), 1524 nucleotides long. Its product is annotated as taxadiene 5-alpha hydroxylase. Gene Ontology annotation, molecular function: oxidoreductase activity, acting on paired donors, with incorporation or reduction of molecular oxygen; iron ion binding; heme binding. NCBI's taxonomy places the organism in Eukaryota, Viridiplantae, Streptophyta, Magnoliopsida, Malpighiales, Euphorbiaceae. The coding region runs from base 1 to 1452 and encodes 483 amino acids. The record is from RefSeq and is a predicted model, not a curated record. Gene Ontology annotation, biological process: sterol metabolic process. The transcript has 3 exons.
AUGGCAAUGGAAAUCUUCAGUAAUUCCACGUCUUGGGCUUUCUUUUGUUUCGCUGCAGCGAUCCUAUCUGCUAUUCUCUUGACACACAAGAGGGGUCAUAACAAGAACAAGAAGAAACUGCCGCCUGGUGAAAUGGGACUUCCUUGGAUUGGCGAAACAAUGGAGUUCUUCAAAGCCCAACGCAAGAACCGAAUGUUCGAGGAGUUUGUUCAACCUCGAAUGGCAAAAUAUGGGAAGAUAUUCAAAACAAGGCUGAUGGGUUCUCCAACAAUUAUAGUCAAUGGAGCUGAAGCCAACAGGUUUUUCUUGUCAAAUGAGUUCAAGUUGGUGAUAAGCUCAUGGCCUACGACCUCUGUUCAGCUCAUGGGCAGCAACUCCAUCAUGGAAAAGCAAGGAGACCAGCACCGUUGCCUCCGUGGACUAAUAGGCAAUACUCUUAGCUCUGCAGGGCUUGAGGUUUUAGUACCAAAAAUAUGCAAGUCAGUUGAGCUGCACCUAGAGAAAUAUUGGAAUAAUAGCAUAGAUAGAAUCAGCCUUUACCAUUCUACCAAAGUGUUGACAUUUACUAUAGUUUUCGAGUGCUUGUUAGGGAUCAAAGUUGAGUCUGGAACUUUUAGUACUUUUGAGAGAAUUUUGGAUGGGGUGUUUGCACCACCGCUUGCAUUUCCUGGGUCUAGGUUUAGUAAAGCGAAGAAGGCAAGGAAGGAAGUGGAAAAGAUGUUGGUAAAGAUAGUGUGGGAGAAGAAGAAGAAGAUGGAAGAAGGAAGGGAAGGAGGGGAGGAGGAAGGAACUUUGCUUUCUCAUUUACUUGGCGGGAUGAUUAGAGGGGAGAUCACAGAAGAAGAGGUUAUAGAUAAUGUGGUUUUACUAGUAUUUGCGGCUCAUGAUACAACCUCUUUUGCGAUUGCCAUGACUUUCAAAAUGAUAGCCCAGCAUCCAGACUGCCACACUCUCCUCCUUCGAGAGCACAUUGAGAUAAUGAAGCAGAAAACAGAGGGCGACAUUCUAACAUUGGAAGACACCAGGAAGAUGAAAUAUACUUGGCAAGUGGCACGUGAAAGCAUGAGGCUUUUCCCUCCCAUCUUUGGCUCCUUCAGAAAAGCAAUUGUCGACAUUGAAUUUGAAGGAUUCAUUAUUCCUAGAGGAUGGAAGGUGCUGUGGACAACACAUGGGACACACUACAAUGAAGAGUGUUUCGAGGAUCCACUAAAAUUCAAUCCAAGUAGGUUUGAAGAGACGAUUCCACCAUAUGUGUACAUUCCCUUCGGAGGAGGACCAAGACUCUGUGCAGGAUACCAACUAGCCAAGCUCAACAUCCUCAUUUUUGUGCACUAUGUGGUCACACGUUAUGACUGGUCAUUGAUCUAUCCUGAUGAGCAAAUCACCAUGGAUCCUCUCCCUUUCCCUUCCCAUGGAAUGCCUAUCAAACUCUCUCCUAAGUCUAGAGUAUAAAUGAGAGAAUCCCUCGUAAUAAUUAUCAGAACCAAUCGUUGAAAUCCUUCAAAAAUGAAUAAAUGAAUUCAA